ACCCACCCCACCCCACCCCCUCCCCCUCUCCUCCAAGCAUCCACCGUCCCGGCCAAAUCAGCCCCCUCCCCCAGCUCAAGCCAGAACGCCAUUCCCGUGGAUACAGAAGAGAAGAGGAGAAUUCACCUCCCCCUAACCUCUCCGUCCCCCCCCAAAAUCCUCCGAAAACCUAAUCCUCGUCCCCGGAAAGAUCCUCCUUUUCUUGGUUUCCACUUUGCUACAGAUAAACAAAGCCAUAUAUAGCGUUUUGGCCACGUUUCUUGGCUUCCGUUGUGGGUUGUUGUUAAUUCGAGGGAGUCCAAUUCGCCUGCGACUGAAGGGGCCCGGCCAUGGCGGAGGAGGAGAGGCGGCGGCGGUUCUCGAGUCUACGCAGCGUCCGGUGGCGGGUCGAUCUCGGCAUCCUGCCGGCGUCGCCGGAGGCCUCCGUCGAGGAGCUCCGCCGCGCUGCCGCCGAUUCGCGGCGGAGGUAUGUUAGUUUGAGGCGCCGUGUUCUGGUAGACCCUCAUCUUCCAAAGGAGGAGGCUAGAUCACCUAACCUCAUCGUGGACAACCCGCUCUCUCAGAACCCAGAGAGUAGCUGGGGUCGGUUUUUCAGAGGGGCAGAGUUGGAGAAGACUGUGGACCAAGAUUUGUCUCGCUUGUAUCCCGAAGAUGGUAGUUACUUCCAAACACCUACUUGCCAGGCCAUGCUGCGUAGGAUACUGUUAAUGUGGUGUCUUCAGCAUCCAGAGUAUGGUUACCGCCAAGGAAUGCAUGAGCUAUUGGCUCCACUUGUGUAUGUUCUUCAGGUCGACAUUGAUAAACUAUCGCAAAUACGAAAACUCCAUGAAGACUGCUUCAAUGAUGAUUUUGUUGGAGUACCUUUCCCAGAUACUGAUAUGGUUUUUAGUUAUAAACCUAGAAAGGACCCAAAGUGGCAUUCAGGAACUGACAAUGAAAAUGAUUCUGAAAGUGCUUCCAGAGCUAACAGUCUUGAUGAGCUUGACUCAGAUACAAAAGAAAUAAUUUUACUUAGUGAUGCAUAUGGAGCUGAAGGUGAACUAGGCAUUGUAUUAUCUGAAAGAUUCAUGGAGCAUGAUGCCUAUGCCAUUUUUGAUGGUUUGAUGGAUGGGGGCGGUGGAGUGGUUCGCAUGGCAGAAUUUUACUCUCCAUCCAGUGUUGGAUCUAGCUCAAGUCUACCGCCUGCUAUUGAAGCCUCCUCAGCAUUGUAUCAUUUGCUUUCCAUUGUUGAGCCAUCUCUUCAUAACCAUUUCAUUGAGCUGAAAGUGGAACCUCAGUGGUUUGCACUUCGUUGGCUGAGGGUCUUGUUUGGACGAGAAUUCGGCCUCAGUGAUCUCUUAGUAGUAUGGGACAAAGUCUUCGCCUGUUCCAAUAGUAUGCUGCUAAAUAGUGAUGAGGAAUAUAGCUUUCGGAUCUUGUGUUCAGAUAGAGGGGCAUUCAUUGCAGCUAUGGCAGUCUCUAUGCUUCUUCAUGUUAGAUCGUCUCUGUUGGCUACCGAGACUGAUGUCUCUUGUCUCCAGAGAUUAUUGAAUUACCCGACGAAUGUUGAUGUGCAGAAGCUAAUUGAGAAGGCCCAGUCCCUGCAGUCUACUGCCAUUGAUGCGAACACUUCAUCCCCAUCUGUCCUAUUAAAUAGGGAUAUCGGCGAGUAUGACAGAGUUAACAGUAUUAUCUCUAUUUCAACUCCUCCGAGAACUCCAUUGCAUCCUUUAUCCGAGAGUUACUGGGAAAAGCAGUGGAGAAAUUUGCACACUGAUGGGACAUCUCCCAAGGAGACUGAGAAGGGUCAUUCUUUCAGCAGAGAAAUAAAGAAAUCCUUAAGGGAGAAGCUUGGUUUGUGUAGGACAGAGUCAGAUCCUUCUCCAGUGAAAGCAAUCAGUGUGAAAAGUGAUGCUCGGAAUUCAGCAAGGCGAUGCCUUCUGGAUACUUUAUCAGAUAGUGCGGGGAGGUCUCAUGAAAUUGCAGGGAAAAUUCAAGAAGAUGAAUUCCCUAUCGUCUCAAUUCACAAGGAGCCUCCAGUGAGUCCCGCAGAGCCUUUGCAACCAAGAGCAGCUGCUGAAAGUGUAACUGUAAGCCCACCGUGCCUGGCUAAACUCAGCCCUCUAGAAAAUCCGCUGGCUGUGCCAGCUGAUGAGAGCGCAACACAAAGGACACAAUGUGCAACAGAAGCUUGUUCUUCUAGCGGUGAGAACUCUCCAGUGUUCUAUGCAGCCGUUGCUGGUAAUGAGCAUGAGAACAUUCAAGAUAACGAUUCUGAGAGAAGUAGUGUCAUUUCAAUUUCGUAUGGUGGUGACAAUGACAGGGAUGAAAUACUGCAAGAUGAGUCAUCCAGCUGUAAUCAUGACGGCAGUAGUGUUCAAGAUUCAGAAGCAGAAACUUCUAAUAAAACUGCAGAUCCAGAUGGAUCCUCUGAAAAAACUGUGGUUCCUAAUGAAAGGAAGCCAUUUAUCAGUAAAUUUCAGUGGCUGUUGAAGCUAGGGAGACCCUCAGGUGAAGGCAACAUCGAGAAGGGUAGCGGUGAGAAAUCAGAUGCUAAAGAUGCUGUUGACCCAUCCUGCUCCGAAGGGAAUUCGAAUAACCCGCGUGGUAACGUGAAGUUGGCUGCUGGUGAUAAGAAGGUGAUGGGCACAUUUAAGAAUCUUGGACAAAGCAUGCUCGAGAAUAUCCAGGUGAUCGAGUCAGCGUUUCAGCAAGAUCGCAGCCAGCCCGGGCCGAUGGAGAACUUCUCGAACAACAUCCUGGGCGGCAAAGGACAGGUGACGGCGACUGCGGCUCUGACCGAGCUCCGCAAGAUCAGCAACUUGCUCAGCGAGAUGUAGCCACAGGCCGUCUGUUCCUGCCCAACCCCUCUCUCUAGCUCAGCAGUCGAUGGCCUGCCUGGUGAUAACAGCAAGCGAGGUGCCUCGCCCACCAUCUUGUCCACCGGUGCUCCUGCGCUGCUCCAUAUGUACAUAUAGGUUCCAUUGGAUCAUCCCAUUCGAGUCCAUCAUGUAACUAAUUAAGGCACUGUACGUACGAACCUAAGGAACUCCGAUGAAUCUAGGUGUCGCCGCGACGACGAGGCAGUAGUUUACGUCGGUCAGCGUUAGAAGGAUGUAUUUUUUGAUGGAAGAAUUUUGUAAGAUUAACUGGUCAAGGGGGAAUAAAUGGAAGGAAUAGUUCCAUUGCUUCA
This is a messenger RNA of Triticum urartu, 3172 nucleotides long. Its product is annotated as Ypt/Rab-GAP domain of gyp1p superfamily protein. The record is from RefSeq and is a predicted model, not a curated record. Gene Ontology annotation, biological process: activation of GTPase activity. Gene Ontology annotation, molecular function: GTPase activator activity. NCBI's taxonomy places the organism in Eukaryota, Viridiplantae, Streptophyta, Magnoliopsida, Poales, Poaceae.